Molecule: messenger RNA, 3941 nt
Organism: Cajanus cajan (pigeon pea)
Lineage: Eukaryota; Viridiplantae; Streptophyta; Magnoliopsida; Fabales; Fabaceae
Product: protein SEMI-ROLLED LEAF 2
Source: RefSeq, a predicted model, not a curated record
GAAAGAGAGAGAGAGAGAGAGAGGAGAGCCUCUCAUUGAGCGGUGCCAUCGGAAUAACAGUUUCAUUCUCAUUCUCGUUUCCCUCUCUCUCUCUCUCAUUGGAUCCUCUCUUCUUCUUCUUUCUCUCCAUUUCCAAAUUUCACAUGCCAUCCAUCUUCUACACCGUUCUUGUUUCCAAGUAAUUUCCGUUUGGAUUUGAAAGAAGAAGAAGAAGAUGAGCGUGAUUUCACGUAACAUAUGGCCGGUCUGCGGAAGCCUCUGCUGCUUCUGCCCCGCGCUUCGAGAGCGAUCCAGACAUCCGAUUAAGCGUUACAAAAAAUUGCUCGCUGAUAUUUUUCCUCGCUCACCGGAUGAAGAACCGAAUGAGCGUAUGAUCGGCAAGUUAUGCGAAUAUGCCGCCAGGAAUCCUCUCCGCGUCCCUAAGAUAACCAGCUAUCUAGAGCAAAGGUGUUACAGGGAGUUGAGAACUGAAAACUACCAAUCUGUAAAGGUUGUUAUAUGUAUCUAUAGGAAGUUGUUGAUUUCUUGCAAAGACCAAAUGCCUUUGUUUGCGAGUAGCUUGCUUAGCAUCAUACAGAUUCUUCUUGAUCAAUCAAGGCAUGAUGAAGUGCAGAUUUUAGGAUGCCAAACUCUGUUUGACUUUGUGAACAAUCAGAGGGAUGGUACUUAUAUGUUCAAUUUAGAUGGAUUCAUUACAAAACUCUGCAAUCUAGCUCAAGAAAUGGGAGAUGAUGUCAAAAUACAACAUUUGCGUGCUGCUGGCCUUCAAGUUCUUUCAUCAAUGGUUUGGUUCAUGGGUGAAUUCACACAUAUCUCAGUUGAAUUUGACAAUGUUGUUUCAGUUGUUUUGGAAAAUUAUGGGGAUGUCAACCAAGAUUCUGAAAAUGCGAAUUCAAUGAGAGUUUAUUCUUGGAGAUCGAUAGUGAAUGACAAAGGAGAAGCUAAUGUGCCUAUGGAUGAUGCCACAAACCCUGGAUUUUGGUCACGGGUUUGCAUACAAAAUAUGGCGAAGUUAGCCAAGGAGGGUACAACAGUUAGACGUGUUCUGGAAUCCUUGUUCCGCUAUUUUGAUAAUGCCAAUCUCUGGUCUCCAGAACAUGGACUUGCUCUUUCUGUCCUGCUUAACAUGCAGUCUAUAAUUGAAAAUUCUGGACAGAAUACACACUUGUUACUCUCCAUUUUAGUCAAGCACCUUGAUCACAAGAAUGUCUUAAAGAAUCCUAAUAUGCAGCUUGACAUUGUUGGUGUUAUUACCCAUCUUGCUCAACAAACAAGAGUUCAACAAUCUGUGGCUAUAAUUGGUGCAUUGAGUGAUAUGAUGAGACACCUGCGGAAAAGCAUACAUUGCUCUAUUGAUGAUUCAAAUCUAGGGUCCGAAAUAAUACAAUGGAACCAAAAAUACCGACUGGAAGUAGAUGAAUGCCUUGUACAAUUAACAAUCAAGAUUGCAGAUGCAGGUCCUGUUAUUGAUACCAUGGCUGUGUUGUUGGAAAACAUGUCUAAUAUUACUGUUAUGGCCAGAACCUUGAUUGCUGCAGUCUACAGAACUGCUCAAAUAGUUGCUUCAAUACCAAAUUUGUCAUAUCAGAACAAGGCAUUCCCUGAGGCAUUAUUUCAUCAGUUACUCCUGGCAAUGGUCCAUGCAGACCAUGAAACCAGGGUGGGUGCACACCGCAUAUUUUCUGUUGUUCUUGUGCCAUCUUCAGUUUGUCCUCAACCUUCUUCUUCAGAUCCCCCCAUAACAAAGGCAGCUGAUAUUCAAAGAAUGCUCUCAAGAAAUGUCUCCGUGUUUUCUUCUUCCGCUGCACUCUUUGAGAAAUUGGAAAGGAAGCAAAAUUCCUUGCCAGAAGAUAAUAGUAAUACCGAUGGAAAGGUCAAUGAUAACACCAUUUUGAACCGAUUGAAGUCAACUUAUAGUCGGACUGCUAGUAAAAGAAAAUCUGGUAUUGGCAGUACUGAAUAUCUGGAAAACAGGAACUCAAAGAAUAGUAAUUCUUCUGUGAUGAAUAGAUUGAAGUCUAGUUACACCCGUGUUACUAGCGUGAGGAAGCCCCAAAUAACCACAACUGGGGAAGAAAAUAUUACAAAUACUUCCAAUACUACCGAUAAACAACAGGUAUUACCCAUUAGGCUAAGUAGUCAUCAGAUUACCCUUUUGCUAUCAUCAAUCUGGGCCCAGUCCAUCUAUCCUCUAAACACACCACAAAAUUUUGAAGCAAUUGCUCAUACCUACAGCCUUGUCUUGCUAGUUGCUCGGAGUAAGAAUUCCUCUGACGAAGCUCUAACUCAAAGUUUUCAGUUGGCUUUUUCCCUGAGGAGCAUUUCUCUCAAUGAAAACGUAAAACUGCAACCAUCACGCCGCAGAUCUCUCUUUACACUAGCAACAUCCAUGAUUAUCUUCGCAUCCAAGGCCUACAACGUCCUCUCUCUCAUUUCUAUUGCUAAAAUGGCAUUGGCAGAUAAAACAGCUGAUCCAUUCCUGCAACUGGUUAAUGAUAGCAAGUUACAAGCGGUGACUGAUACAGUUAGGCUGCCAAGUAAUGCUUAUGGAUCAAAAGAGGAUGAUGAAGAUGCUUUAAAGUCACUUUCAGCAGUAAAUUUAACUGAGAGUCAGUCUAAAGAAUCAUUUGCUACCAUGAUAGUGCAGAGUCUGGGAAAAUCGUCAAAAGAAUCAUCCAUGUUAAAAGAACAGCUGCUCAAUGAGUUUUCACCUGAUGAUGCCUGUCCGUUGGGAACCCAGUUAUCCGCUGAGACAACAGGAAAUAUGUACGAGUCCGGACUAAAAGAUGAUAAACUUCCUGAUAUGGUCGAUAUUUCAUUAUUUACUAUUGAUGAUGACAUUCCCGCUUCUGGUUUGGAGAGCCAAGAUAAUUCUGAUGCACAGCAACAGCCCUCACAAAAUCUAAGCCUGCUGAGUGUUGAUGACAUAUUGGGUUCAGUUUCGGAGACAACACAUCAAGUAGGAAGGAUUUCUAUUUCAACACCGUUUGACAUGCCUUACAAGGAAAUGGCUCUCCAUUGUGAGAAUCUCCUCGUGGGAAAGCAGCAGAAGUUGUCUACAUUCAUGGCUGCCAAUUCAAUACAAGGAUGUUCAUUUAGGAUUCCUCUCCCUGAAUACAACCAGGAAAAGGACGCUUCCUCAAAUUCCAAUGUUCAACUGACUUUACCUUCGAGUGGAAAUCCAUUCUUAGAUACAAACUUCGACUCUACUUCACACAACACAUUGCCUGGCACUGCUCCAAUGCUUUGUGCGACAGCAUACCAGCAGCAUCAGCCUGCCUUCUUUCAACUACCAGCAUCACGCCCUUAUGAUAAUUUCUUGAAAGCAGCUGGUUGUUGAUUCAUGGCCGAAAAAGAUGGUGAUUCCCAUAGUUGAGCUUCUUCAUAGAACUGUCCUCACAAUAGUUGAUAUAGAAGAUGCUCGGAAAAGUUGCACUAGCUGCUUUCUUGACCGUGAAUUGGCAACAAUUGUGAUGGUUGGAUCAGUGUGUUUUUCAGGGCCAACAAUUAUCAAUCAGAGUGUCCACUAAAUUAUAUCUUUUCAUUCAUUUGCUUCAUGCAAGGAGGUUUAUCUUUUAUUGACCUCCUUGCAGAAGUUUUAUAUGAGCAUAGGUUUCCGGUCUUGCAAAUGUGUUCGUCAUUAUUUUUCCCUUUUUCCUUUUUCUUUCCUUCCUUCAUUGUUCUUUAACUCCUCAUACUAUUUUUGGGGUGUGAGAAUUUUGUAAAGACAAUUCUUUUUGAUGGAGAUUCCAAUCUGCAAAUGGAUCAAACCAAACAACAUGGAAGGAUUGCUAUGACGUUUGAACUUGACCAUUCCAUGAAUCAGUUUUGAUCCUGGAAGGAAGCGUUGAGAUGAGAGGAUGUAAUGGUAUAGCAGUCUUGCUUUGGUUUACGUAGAGAACUUGAAUGGUAAAGUGAGUCAAACUACUUAUGUAAGAGAA